Molecule: messenger RNA, 432 nt
Organism: Rotaria sp. Silwood2
Lineage: Eukaryota; Metazoa; Rotifera; Eurotatoria; Philodinida; Philodinidae
Source: the annotation of a GenBank genome assembly
AUGAAUUUUAAUAUACUUUUACAAGCACUUCAACAAAAAUCAAUUGUUAUUGGUAGUGAAACAUUAUCAUCUCUAACCACGAGUGAUUUAAAUAAAGAUGUUGCAGAAACAGCAUUGAUUUUUGAUUGUAGUGCAUUGUGUCAAAUCGGAAAUGUGAAGAGAAAUUUCAUUGGAAUGUAUGCACUUUUAUCACCAUUAUUUCAAUUACUUGCUAAACAUCUUCAAUUAACAAAUUCGAAAUUAGCUCGACAAUAUUCAGCUGUUCAUUAUGGUAUAUGGAAAACACUUUAUUCUCAUUAUUUAUUUAAACAAAAUGAUAGAAAUAGUAUGAUGAGUUUAACAAGUUUAACCAAAGAUAAUUUUGAAGAUUUACUUAAACUUCUUCAUCGUCUUAUUGUUAAUAAUCAUUUAAGUUGUCAUGAUACAAAGUAA